This is a messenger RNA of Trematosphaeria pertusa, 1554 nucleotides long. RefSeq lists its product as uncharacterized. NCBI's taxonomy places the organism in Eukaryota, Fungi, Ascomycota, Dothideomycetes, Pleosporales, Trematosphaeriaceae. The transcript has 3 exons. Gene Ontology annotation, molecular function: acyltransferase activity, transferring groups other than amino-acyl groups. The record is from RefSeq and is a predicted model, not a curated record. Bases 1 to 1554 code for a protein of 517 amino acids.
AUGCCUGCAAUGCUCGAGGAUCCCACUGCGCCCGUCGUCUACCGCACUUCAGGCGACACGCCCUAUCCUCCGCCCGGCGACCCUCUCCCUCCAGGCAUUGCGCCGCGCCAAGUUACCUUGCGCGAUCGAGUAACCGUCGCCACCAUCGUACCCUUUUCGGCGCCGAACCAGGUACCCCUCACACUGCUUGCCUACCUGUGCGAUCAGCUCGGUCGCGAGAUCGAGAAGGGCGAUACAUACCCCAUGGUCGACCCGCUGCCGCUCGAGAACUUCGGUCCGUACUGGUUCGGCGUCUUCGGCGCUAUUAUGCUGUUGGGUGAGAUACACGACGGCAGAGAGAUACAUGAAAUGGCGCGCCGCGGCUGCGAUUGGGAGCGGGAGUGUCUGGGUAGCUUCUACAUCAAGCCAAACUACCCGGGGCGGUCGAGCCACGUCUGCAACGGCGGCUUUUUGGUCACUGAUGCGUCGCGAAACCGAGGCGUAGGCCGUCUGAUGGGCGAGACGUACCUUGACUGGGCGCCGAAGCUUGGCUAUACAUAUUCCGUCUUCAACCUCGUGUAUGAGACAAACGUCGCUUCUUGCCGGAUAUGGGAUGCACUUGGCUUUAAGCGCAUAGGACGUGUCAAAGGCUGCGGCAAUCUGAAGUCCUACCCCGGCGAGCUCGUCGAUGCCAUCAUCUACGGUCGAGACCUCGGCCAAGACGAUGAUUUUGUCUCAGAAGAGCGCUUCGACAAGAUCCGCUUCUAUCUCAAGAAUGGAAAGUACCCAAAUGGAGCCGAUCGAGCGGAGAAGAGCCGUCUACGCAGUGCAGCAACCCACUACAAGCUCUACCCCGCCACAGCUACUCAACCGGAGAAGCUGAUGCUCAAAGGCAAAGAAGUGAUAUCAGAUCCCCAGCGUCAAUACGAGAUCGCGCGAGAUGUGCACCACAAGUCCCACGGUGGCAUCAACAAGACCACGGCGUCAAUCGCCGAAAACUACCACUGGGUCCGCAUCAAGGAAACCGUCAGCCAGGUAAUCCGCAACUGCCCUGAAUGCAGCGAGAUGAACAAGGGUCUCUCUGCACUUCGUGCCCAGCAAUCGCGCUACAUGCUGCAGCAGCAGCAUCCAGGCUCACACCCUUCGACCCCCACGCCGGCUCAACAGCCAUAUCCUUCACCUCUCCAACAGCAAGAGCAGCAUCCUCGUGCCCUCGACCGCGCAGACUCACCCAGCAAUCAACUCCAAAUAGAAGCCGCUCAGCACCAACCCCAGUUCCCAACCUUUCCGGCCCAACACAAUAGCUACGACAUGCCCGUCGACCCCGCGCUCAUGGACGACGUGCACCAGACGAUGAAUCUCGAAGACCUCCCUCCCUCGCCGUUCUUGUCUGCGGGGAAUAAUCUGCCUAUGCAAGGGAUACCUAACCUAGAUCUGCCCGCGUCGGAUCUGCCGAACCCGGUCCCACGCAUGAGCGGGGAUAGCCAGAUGUCGGGGACGGAGGAGCGCGCGCCGACUGCGAGGGAGGAGCUGCGGAGGAGGUUGACGAGAGCGGGAUAUGCGAGUCAGAAGUGA